Menidia menidia (Atlantic silverside) is the source of this 13227-nucleotide messenger RNA. NCBI's taxonomy places the organism in Eukaryota, Metazoa, Chordata, Actinopteri, Atheriniformes, Atherinopsidae. The record is from the annotation of a GenBank genome assembly.
GCGAGUGAGAACCCGGACCGGCAGCGCGCGCACUGAUAGUACACACGCGAACCUGCCGAAGGCCGUUGGAGUCGUCCGUUGUAAAUUAUGUACAUACGUCUGUGAUAUGUUUUCGGACUCUCUUGUAGCUACACAACUUGAAGCCGACGAAACGAGCAGCGAGUUUAAAAAAAAAAAAGAAGCUUGAACCUAACGACGAGCAUCGUCUGAGCUGGAACACCGUGCUGCAAGUGCUCUCUGCCCGCCUCACGCACACCGAGGCUCGACGACUCCGGCGGCGACUUGCGAGCCGAUGACACCGCGGCAAGCCUGAAAAAUGUAAAAAGAAAAACAACCGGAGUCAAGGUUUUUUUCCCAAAGUCUUUUUGUAGCCGUAUUUUCUCAGUUGACGUAAAAAGAAAAGAAAAAUAGACAUAAGAGAGCCCUGUGUCCGCCUCCUGUAAAUAACCAUAGCGCUCGUGGAGAGGUAAUAAAAACAGUUAACAGUGAGUUUGCUAGCUAUCAGGGCUGAGCAGCCGGUCGUUAAAGAAAGACAUCGCUGGACCGAUGAGCUGCGUUGUUCCAGUCUGGUUUAUUUGAAGAUAUUCACAAAACGGUUUGAGAGGGAAGCUCUGAAGAUUUAUAAAAAGGCCUGAAAAAAAGCCCCUGCCUUAGUGUUUUCACUGAGAAACGUGUGAUUUUCUCUGAUUGCUGCUGCACAAGGGGAUUCUACUUGUAUGCAGGAAAUGAGACGAAGAAAAGUGAGGACAGAAUCCUUGAACAGUUGUAGCCUCACCCUUCUGCAUUGACGAAAAGCUGCAGAAAAGGAUACAGAGAAGAAGAAGACAGGGAAGAAGUGAGAGAGAACCACCUGGUUGACCCAGCAUCCACCUGCACACCCAAAGAGCAGCAUUGCAAGCUGAAAGGGGUGAGUGUGUGACCACCGAAAGAGAGAGAGACGGGGACUGUUAGAGGAGCAAAGCUUUGGAGGUGGAGGUGGAGGGGGAAGUCUAGGACGGUUGGGAAAGACCAUUCCUCAUGGCUACCGACCCAGGAGAACCCACAGGCACUGAGGACUCCUCGGAGAAACCUGAUGGACAGAAAGAGGAGGAUACAGAGCGGGAGGGCGGGGCCAACCAACAGAGGGAGAGGACACAUGGCACCCCCUUGGAGUUCCCAUCGUCCAGGACUCAAGAGGGGAGAGAAACAGGUGGGGAGGAUGCAGGAAAUGGAGGAGGUGGGGGUGGAGGUGAGUCCCCAGUCUUUGUCUCCAUGCCUUCCUUACACGGCGAUUCAGGUCCUAAACGACUGAGACGGGAGAAGCGCUUCUUCAGGAAGAGUGUGGAAAUUUGUGAAGAGGACGAUGCGGUGGAGGUGGCCCCUGAGGCUCCUCACAGUGCCCCCAACCUGGAGCUGCUCUCCAAAGAAGCAGGCUUUGGCAGCGCUCAGCAUCAAGGGACUGCUUCCUCCUGUGCUGAUGCGGGACAUAUCCCAUGUCAGGGGAAUGAGCCUGGAAAAGAUGCUCCUUCAUCUGCACCUGCCCAGAGUGGGAGGGAGAGAGACCGCGAGCAGGAAGAGGAGGCAGAGAUGAAAGCCGUAGCCACCUCUCCAGGUGGAAGGUUCCUCAAAUUUGAUAUUGAGCUGGGCAGAGGAGCCUUUAAGACUGUGUAUAAAGGCCUAGACACUGACACUUGGGUGGAGGUGGCAUGGUGUGAACUUCAGGACCGCAAACUGACCAAGGCAGAACAACAGCGCUUCAAGGAGGAGGCAGAGAUGCUCAAAGGACUUCAGCACCCAAACAUCGUCCGCUUCUAUGAUUCGUGGGAGUCUGUGCUCCGUGGAAAGAAGUGCAUUGUUCUGGUCACUGAACUCAUGACAUCCGGAACACUCAAAACUUAUCUGAAGCGCUUUAAGGUCAUGAAACCCAAGGUCCUAAGGAGCUGGUGCAGGCAAAUUCUCAAGGGCCUUCACUUCCUUCAUACUAGGACUCCACCAAUCGUCCAUCGGGAUCUCAAGUGUGACAACAUCUUCAUAACUGGCCCAACAGGAUCAGUUAAGAUUGGUGACCUGGGACUGGCCACACUUAUGAGAACCUCCUUUGCCAAGAGUGUCAUAGGAACCCCAGAAUUCAUGGCUCCAGAAAUGUAUGAGGAGCACUACGAUGAGUCUGUGGAUGUGUAUGCUUUUGGGAUGUGUAUGCUGGAGAUGGCUACUUCAGAAUACCCCUACUCUGAGUGCCAAAAUGCUGCUCAGAUCUAUCGCAAAGUCACUAGUGGAAUAAAACCUGCUAGCUUUGAUAAAGUAAAUGACCCAGAGAUCAAAGAGAUCAUUGAAGGCUGCAUUCGUCAGAACAAAAGUCAGAGACUUUCCAUUCGAGACCUCCUGAACCAUGCAUUCUUUGGGGAGGACACUGGGGUCCGUGUGGAGCUGGCAGAGGAAGACACUGGCACUCAGGACUGUCUGGCUCUUCGGAUUUGGGUUGAAGACCCCAAAAAGCUGAAGGGAAAGCACAAGGACAAUGAGGCCAUUGAGUUUAGCUACGACCUUGAGAACGACAGUGCUGAGGAAGUGGCUCUAGAGAUGGUGAAGUCCGGUUUCUUCCAUGAGAGUGAUGCCAAGGUGGUGGGAAAAUCCAUACGGGACCGUGUAAACCUUAUCAAAAAGUCAAGGGAGCGGCGGCAGCAGCAGCUGCUUCAGCAAGGCUUUGAGGACCGAAGAGACUCCACUCUCACCACCUAUGCAUUUUCAUCCCCUUCCUGCCCUUCGUCACUUGUGCAAGGGUCAGCCGCACAUGCAGGUGUUGGAGAAAGAGGAGCUGGAGGAGUAGUGCAGGAGUCUGAGGAGCUGCCUGAAGUGGAUCAGCAUGUGAGGCAACAACAAAUUUUCAGUGGAGCAGCCCUUACCCUUCCAGUCGGGGAGAGCAUUGGGUCUGCCAGCUGUGAAUCCUUUACAAGUGGACAGAGCCACUCUCAACAGGGGGAAUCUUACUCCCACCCCCAGAUUACUCUCCCUGCUAUGAGUACCGGUGCUUUGACUAAUCCUCAAACACACCCAACUGGUGAGAGCGGAAGUGGUCCAAAUCCUCCUCUUGGUCAGAGUUUUAGUAUGUCCAGCAUGUCCAUUGGCCAGAGUGGAGGGGGACCUGCUGGUCAAACAUUUCUUCAACCUACCGCUGUGGUUCCACAGGUAUCACCAGGGGUACCUCAACAGUAUUUUCAGUCACAAACAUUCCCAUCAGAAGCAUUUCAAACCAACACUCCUCAUGGGUCAAUGGCCCCUUCACAGUCCUGCAUACCCCCGAUUUCCCCGCAAGCACCUGUUAAUGCCCUCACUACAUCCAUGUCAGUUAGUGAUCCUGCUGGACUAGCAGGGAACAUUUUGCCCCUCUCUCAGCAACCUGCCACUCACAUGCAGUUGUCUGACAUUCCCCAUUCAGCUCCACAGCAAACACCUGUUGCUAUCCCACAGCAGACUAUUGUCCCACAACAACAGAUAGGGAUGGAUCCCCAGGUCCUGGCCCUUCAGCAGCCACAGAUACAACAGCAAAUAGAGGCCCAAGCUUCCCUGCUCGAACAACAAGUCAGCGCCAAUCAGCCUCCGGUACAACAGCAUCAGCAGAGUCAUUCAGCUUCAGCUGUCCAAAAACAUCAGAAUGAUCCUCAGCAGCACGUCCAACCAAUGUCUCAAAAGCAUGUGUUGACACCACAAACAGGUAUGGAGCAGCAAGUUAUAUCAGCACCACAGCCAGGAGAACAAGCCCAGACCUCCAGACUGCAUCAAACAGCUGACCCAUGUGAGCAAACAAUGAUACAACCACAACUGUUACAGCAGCAGCUCCAGCAACACCAUGCUCUGUUACAACUGCAGCAACAUCAGCAAGGUCAGCAGCAGCAGCAGGCAAUGCUGCUGGAGCAACAUCAGUUGUAUGUCCAGCAACAGCUUGAUCAGCAGCAACAAAGAGUGCUCUUUCAACAGCAGCAGCAGCAGCAGCAGCAAGCACUGCAGCACAAACAGCUGAUGGACCAACAGCAGCAGCAAGCUCCCAUUCCACAGAAACAAGAGCAACAGCAAGGUUUUGUUCAACAAGAGCAGCCGGUACAAGCAUUUAUACAGCAUCAGUUAGAGCAACAACAAAGGCAACAGCUCCCCUCACAGCAACAGCAGUUAUAUCAACAAAACGGACAGCACCAAAGUGGAAUAAAAACAGAACCUGAGAUACAGCAGCAGCAGCAGCACAAAAAUGUAUUUCAACAGCAGCCCCAGCACACACACCAACAAAAUGAACAAAUGCAGCAACAAACCUUAAUCCAACAGAUGGAUCAGCAGCAUGUGCUAAUACAGCAACAUUUGCAACAGCAGCUCCUGUUACAACAGCAGCAGCUACAACAGAAAGCUCAGCUGGAGCAACAGGAGCAACUCAAGCAACAGAUUGAGCAGCAGCAGCAAGCUCUGAUGCAAAAGCAGUUUGAACAACAUCAGCAGCAGGUCUUGUUGCAACAGCAACAGGUAGAGAUUUUACAGCAACAGGCUCUGAUGAAGCAGCAGAUUCAAGAGCAGCAGCAGCAGCAUGCUGCCAUCAUCCAGCUUCAGCACUCUGAAAAGCAAGAGCCACAAAGCAACAUUGAGUUGCAGAUUCAGCAGCAAUAUGCAAACGCCGGUCAGUUUACGCAUCAUACCGGUCAGCAGCAAAUGAGGGAGCACCAACAGCCACUAAAACUGGCUCAGCAGGAGUCAACAAUUGUUGCUCAGCCGCAGUACCACACAAAUGUGAUAGAUCCUCAUCACUCAGUGGCUCCAAGUGGUACUGACACAAUUCAUCAUCAAUCUCAGAUAAUCUCUCAAACUCAGAUCCCUAUGGCUACUCAGACGACACAGAUCCCUGUCCAGACAACUCCACAAAGUGAGGUUCAUAUCCAGAGACAAGGUCAAAUCCCAGUCCAGUUCUUAUCUCAGUCAGCACCACAAGUGUCUCAAGCUGCGACUGAGACGCAUGCAACCCCUUCAGUAUCAAUUAUACAGGGGCAAACGCAAGUCAUUCAGGGCCAGCAAAGUCCUUUACAGGCCUGUUAUCCUGGACCUUUAAUUGCAACACCGGGUCAGGUGGCUGGUCAGGCGUUAAUCCAGGCCCAGCCUUUACACACAGCCAUUUCCCAGCCACAACAGGGCCAGGUUGAACUACAAAUGAUGGGACAGCAAAGCCAAGCUACUGCUGCUCCAGUUAUUAAUCAAAUCCAACAUGAGCCUCAUUUGCAGCAACAUGUUCAACUUCCAGGCAUUCUCCAACAACAACCUCAAGGCCAACCACCUUUCCAGGCGCACCCUCAGACGUCUGCUGGCUUGUUUAACCCCCAGUAUGUCGCUCAGCCCUCCCACCAAGGCAUGCCAACUGUACAGCAGGAUAUGACUCAUAUGUCACAGCAGCAUCAGCAGGCAGCACUCCAAUAUCAACAGAGGAUUCUGUCUCCUGGCUCAGCUGUUGCUAUUGGAACGAUGACUGAUGGUUUCUCUUCAGUGGUUGACCCUAUAAACUGUAAUGCCCCCCCUCCUCCUUUGCAAGCAGGACAAGGAGGAGUUCCAUGCCAAACAAGGUCACAGCCAGUAGUUCAAGCCUCACAGCCAUCGCUUGGAGGCACCAGUGACCCUUCAGUCCUUCAGCAAAUCUCGCAGACAUAUAUGCCUCAGGCUACUGAGCAGUACCAGCAACAGCUGCAGAAGCUUUCUGAAGCACAGCCACCACUGGCUCUACCUACCCCUCAGGUCCAGUUACAGGCACAUACCAUGUCAACUACCAUCCAACAGCCACCUCCUCCAAAGCAGGCUUUUACAGCCUUUGAAGAGAGUCAACUUCCUCCACAGUGUCUCCCAACUUCCCACCUGGUGGUUCAGCCCUCUUCACAGUUGGGCUCCGGUAAUGUGGCUGAACCUCAGUCACAGAGCAGGUCCCUGCCACUCUUCAGUCAUUUAGGUGCAGGUGCCCCUCCAUCUCCACAGCACCAAACCAAACCGAUACUGCCUGCUCACACACACACACAGACCAGCAAUCAAGCUCAAACACACUCCCAAACACAGACACAGUUUCAGACACAAACUCAUUCUCAUACUCAAACGCACACUGAGGCACCAGUACCCGAACUGCCUCUUCUGUCUCACGCAGUCUUUUCUGCUCAAAUAAUGCCCCUUAGUCCCUCACAUACCUCAUGCCCCCAAACAUUACUACCAUCUCUCCCACCCCAAGUACCUCCCACUGCUCCUGCUACAGAGCUUUCUACAUCUCAACCAGCAACCCAGAAAACCUUACCAGGGCAGGCCGACUUUGUUCCCACCUCUCCUCCACCUGUCGCUACACUACAAUUGCUUGACUCUAAUGCUCCCAUUCUGCCCCAAGCCUCGCUGCAAGACUGUGACCUUUCCCUGCUGGGCAUCACUCAGGAUGGCCCAUACCUGACCAGUGCAGACCAUCAUUCUUCUUCAGGGUCUGUUACAGCUAACGGUGAAGACAACCUUCUGCUUGCGGCGAAUGGGAAAUCAGAGAAAUCAAAGACUCAACGAAGGACCUCCUGUCAGAGGCCCGAGAAGGGUUCACAUCAAUUCCAGCUGAGCAUGCUUCAGGUUUCUGGCAGUGGGGACAAUAUGGUAGAAUGUCAGUUAGAGACCCACAGCAACAAGAUGGUGACAUUCAAGUUUGAUAUUGAGGGAGAUGCACCUGAGGACAUAGCAGACUACAUGGUGGAGGAGGAUUUUGUCCUUGAUAUGCAGAAAGAGAAAUUUGUGGAGGAGCUUAAAGCAAUUGUUAAGAAAGCCCAAGAAAUUCUUCAAACGCAUUCACGGACCGGAUCAUCUGAUCAGUUACACGUGAGCACAGCUAGCUCAAUGGACUCAGUGCCCUAUUCCUCUCCGGUCGGACGCUGGCGCUUCUUUAUCAACCAGACCAUUCGUCAUAGAGACUCUUUUUCCAGCCAGGGAGCAGUCACACCACCACCCACUGCAGAAUCACGGAUUCCGCAAUCCCCUCAAAGGGAAAACGAAAGUGAAGGAUCCCAGAGUAUGGAGCCUUUGACUGGAAAGAAUUCUUCCCCCACAGCCCCUUCUUCGAACUCAACCCCAGUCUCCACUGUCUCAGUCCCUGUCUCUGUGGCCCAUGCUCCGCAAACACCUGCCUCUGAAACUGUCACUGAAUCUGCCUCUGUUCCCCUCAUUGCCUCAAGUUGCCUUUUUUUGCCAAUCCUCACCCCAGCUUCUGCUGACCAAACUCCCAGCGCUCCUUCAACCACAGUAAUACCUGGUGCUGCUAACAUCCCCAUAUUGUCUACUGCCCCAUCUGUUGUGUCUCCUUCUCCAACAACCAUACCUCCUGACAACCUUACUCCCCCUGUUACCAGUGUUUGUUCCACUAUAGGUCAAAAUACAGCAGACUCAGUGAUCAUUGCACAGAAACCGUGUGUAUCAGCAGUAGACCUGGCCUCUGCUGCUCCUAAUUCCCCGUCUCCUGCUGCAGUGUUGCCAGUCAGCCAAACAGGUGUUGAAAAGCAGCAGACAUUAAAUCAGGUAGCCACAUCUGCCCCACUGCAAACGCAGCAACAGAAUACAUCCCAGCAGCAAGCCCCGGCAACACAACAACCACAACGGUCAACACCGCAACAACAGCUAUCACAGCACCAGAUCUACCAGGAUCAAAUUCCGCUGCAGCAAGAGCGAGCGUCACAACCUUCUCUGCAACAAUUACAGCAACAGCAGCUAAUGCAACAACAAGUAUCCCUCCAGCAGCAGCUGACCGAGGUGCAAGUACUCCCCCAGCCAGGCCAUGGAGAUGUGCCACAACAGUCUGUGCCACUCCAUCAGUUUUUGCCACCUUUGCCCCUACAGCAGACCCAAACCCCCCCAACCUCCCUGCAGACCCUGCAACCUCAACAGCAAACGCAGCAGUAUGCCCAACAGAUACUGCAACAACCUCAAUUUCCGGUUGUGGCACAUCAAGCUGCAGUAUUUGCCCAGCAGCAGGCUAACAUUGAUCAGCAGCAGCAGCAGGUAAAUGUCCAGCAGACAGGACAUUUGGAGCAGCUGCAGCAACAGCAGCAGCAACACCAGCUGUUUAUGAGUGUUGUAGCUCAGAGCCAAAUGCUGCCUUCUUCCAUUGGCCAACAACUUGUUCAACAGCAGACACAGCUAAAUGUUAGCCCUGUCCCUCAACAGCAGAUUCUACAACAAAUCCAAAUGCCUGCUGAAAUGUUGCAGCAGCAUCCGCAGUCACAGAAACAGCUGCAGCACUCUGAGCAACAACAGGAAAUGGUUAAAGCCAUGCAUACACCCCAGAGACAGCAGCAGUUUUCUCUGCAGAAGCAGCCCUCUUUACAGAUGUCAGAGUCAGAGGCAUCCACGGGAGAAACAAGUUUUACUGAGGAUACGGGAAGCUAUUCUGCCCACAUUCCUGCUUCAUCCGACUCCUCUCUGCCCCCUCUCCAUCUGAGCACCACUGAAGCCCCCUUACCCAAUUUCUCCCUGGCAAUGACACCAUCUCCCGCUCAGCCUUCGUCUGUGGCCGAGUCAGACAGUGAAGGGCCCCCCAAAAUUGAGUUUGUGGACAACCGUAUAAAGACUCUGGAUGAAAAGCUGAGAAACCUGCUGUAUCAGGAGUAUAGCAGUGGCGGCACACUGGCUGGGGCUGCUUCUGUUCCUACAUCAGCUGCCUCCACAUCAGCAGGAGGGGAUGAAUCAUCUGAGCCACAGUCUCUUCACCACUCAUCUUUUCCCCCACCUGCCUCUUCCUCAGAUACUUCCCCCCACUCCUCAUCCUCCACUACCUCCUCCACCACUUCUCGUUCUUCUUCCACCUCUCCUGACCCAGAGAGAGAUGGAGACGGAAAGCAGGCUUCUUCAGAAGUGCCCGACCCUGUGGCGUCGGGUCCAGUGGAGCAGCAGCCUGGCCCAUCGCUUACCUCCGCUUCUGUCUCAUCCACCCUGCCUGCUUCUCCCCUGCUUCCAAGUCAGGAUGACUCUGCAGUCUCCCAGUGCCCACCUUUACCAAGAGAACCAACCAUCCUUGCUGUACCCACACACUCUGACACCAGUGCCUCUGGAGAUACUUCAUGGUCCUCCAAUCAGCACCCGAUCCCCCUCCGGCAUGGACGGCAGCAGCAUAAUGCAGGAGAGAAACAAUCGAGCAGUCUGGCACUUGGAGAUGAGAAGGAGGCGACACCACUGAAUCCGCCUCAAUCACGCACAGGACGGUUUCAGGUGACCCCGGUGCCCCAGACCUCCCCCCCAAAAGAGAUGGCAUCAGGCCACAGUAGCACUCACAGGAAAGUGGGUCGCUUCUCUGUAACCCAGGCUGAGACCAAGAAAGACUACAGACAGACUGACAGCUCACCAGUGUCUCCUGAUUUGGAAAGAGAGAGGAGGAGGUCUCGGACAAAGGAGGGGGAUAGAGAGGAAAGUAAGAGAACGCCAUCAGCAGCCCACCUGCCUCGAGGUCUUGGGCACAGCCACUCGCCACUGAGCAGCAGUGAUGACGAUAAUGAUGAGAGUGAGCUGGAGGAUGAAGAGCUGAGAAAGGAGCUGCACAAACUCAGAGAGAAGCACAUCAAAGAGGUGGUUUCUCUGCAGGCUCAGCAGAACAGAGAGCUUCAGGAACUUUACAAACAGCUGCGUUCCCUAAAAGACCAAAGACAGAGUCUGCCUGCUUCUCUUUCCCGAACUCCUCCACCUCCUGUCCUGUCUCCACGCAGGCCAAGGCCAGGCAAAACUAAGCUUCGACCCAGACCUCACUCUCACAUGGAUAACAAUGGAGUGACUCGCGCUGGGAUUCACCCGUCAAGUAGUUUUUCAGGUGGAGAACAGGGUAGAGUGUCGUCACUUUUUAACCCAGAGCAUCAUACCUCACUUCUUGCAAAAAGAGAUCACAGUCCCUCAAGAAAAAGCACAUUCACAGAUGAAUUGCACAAGCUUGUUGAUAAUUGGACAAAGGAGAUGGUUGGCCCUGUCCCACCCAAGCCUUCUCUGAAUCAAAUCAAGCAGAUUCAGCAGGUACAGGAGUUAGGGCGCUGGAGCCAGUCAGAGGUGACCCCGCCAGUUUGGUUUCAAGCAGCACGACUGAGCCCCCAGGCCCCCGCUGCUCCUGCAGUCGUGGCAGCGGCGCCUUCUUCUCAUUACAGCGGUGGAGGAAGCCUGACCACCAUACCCUCAUCUGGGCCUCCACCACAACAAACCCUUGUAGCUCAAGUGCCACAGGUUCAGCAAAAUGUGCACCUUCCUCAGUCUCUCCCCCUCCAUCAGAUGACCUAUCAGCAGUCCCCUCUCUGCCAGCAAACACCCCAGCCGCGGAUGCAAACCCCUAUUCAGUCACUGUCACAGACACAACCAACCACCCAGCUGCCCCACUCGCCAUCACAGAGCCAACCGCUGCUGCCUUCCCAGAUGCCCACAUCACCAGUGUCCACGGUCACCUCUCUGCUGCCUGGCAGUGGUACCUCUGUACCCACUGAUAGCUCUGCUGCUACCGGGGGGGCAUUUUGCUCCUGUUCUUCAUCUUCCCCUACAUGUUGCUCAUCUUGCUCAACUGCUGCUAUACCUUCCAGUGCCAAAAUUCACCAAACAACCCCCACCUCUACUCUUCCUCUGGGACAGAAAUGAAACCAAGUGAAGUGUGAGGGAAAUAUGAAGGUCAAAGAAAUGGAAAUACUCAGUGGGUCAGUACGCAAAUCUGAUCCAUUUGGAGUGUUUGUUUUGUGUACGUGUGAAAGAGUUGUGACUGAAAUGUGUAUAUAGAUUCCAGGGUGCUACUGGAUGUGGUGGGAAAUGAAUGUUUAAGACAGAUACAGUCAGGAUGGAUGUUUGGAUGUUGAAAUGUAAAAAAAAAAAGUCUUAAAUAUAUGAGUGUGUGCAUUUAUGAGUGUGGGUGAGUGUUUAUGGGACAUUUGAGUACAUAUCACUUUGGAUACAAGUCCUGUUUUUGUUUGCAAACCUCUGCACCUGAAAUCUCCCAAAGCAGAGACAAGAAGGACAAACUAUUUGACGAUGUUGGCCUUUUUGGUCGGCUGCUUACAUUGAAAGGACUAUCAAUUUUAAAAGUGCAAUUAGUAAUGGUCAUCUAAAUUGUAUUGAUUUAUCUGUGAGGCAUAAAAUAUUUUUGUAGAGGCACAGUGGUGAUUAUGAUGCAUCGAAGAUUUUUCUUCACCACCUUUUAAUCUGUAGGCAUACAGCACAAUGUGUUUCAAUGGGCAAUGAUAAAAAGAGAAAAAGAGCAUGUUGCACAGUUAAGCACGACUAAGGGAUCUGGAAGCCCUCUUCUCCACAGUGCAGCCAAACAUGUUGCAGUGUUGUGUACGGUACAGCAUGUGUUUUGUAAUGUUUUGUGUUUGUGACAGAAAACUGUUCGAAUUAACACGAUCAAACGAGUUCAUUAUGCGAUGAUAACCUGAAAUAUUCUCUCUGUGUUCAGAAAAUAUCUGAAUACACUCAACUCAAGACUGCAUGACCCUAUUACUAAUUUGACUUGCCUGAGUGCAAACUGCCUGCUCCUGCUUUAUAUUCAUGAAACUCUCAGUCACUGUUCCCAUCCCGCCAAGCUGAUAAAUCACAGGCGCAUUUGCUUUCAGUCUUAUGGGCUUUCACGUCUGACUUUUUUGCUUUCAGUUUAAGCUCUGCAUAUCAAAGUUUAUCUGUCAGGCUAAGGAGGAAGACGAAAAAAUUAUUUGUAAAAAAAACAAAACAACCACUGCCAAGUUAUUUUUAACUGGGGAAAUCACAGUGAAAUGUUUUUUCCCGUGAUGCCUUUUUAAAAUGACUGCGUUGUUGUGAGUGUGUACUUUUUCUGUGCGGCAAAGCUGUGAUUGUCUCCUGGUAUAUGGCAUCACGAACAGCGCCCUUUCCAUUUUUUGUCCAUUCAAAGUAGCCAAUCAGAUUUCACUAUCCUUAAAAGGAAAGAAAUAACUGCUCGUGUUCUGGGAUGGCUUCUUCAACAGACAGAAAAGUGACAAUUUGAUCAUUUGUGUUUCAGUCCUCGGUUACCUUCUCUGCUUUCCAUUGCAUUUUUUUCCAGUAUCGGUUGUUAAACAUUUAAUCUUUGACCACAGGCUUUCAGUGUAACUGCAUCAGUCAAGGGUUGAAUUAGGGCCGUAGGGACACCACUAAAGAUUUAUUUUCUUUAUUUCCCAACAGACUUCAAUACGUCUUAUUUGUAAAUGCCGAGACAAGCGGAGUAAUAUAUCAGAAGAAGAUACAGUACUUUACAGUUUAUUGACGUUUUAGUGCACCUCACAAUAAACAUGUUUGACUAGUCUUGGUCAAGCUUUAAUACAUUUUUUCAUUGUUAUACUUAGCCUGUAGUCAAAGCAGCAUUUCUGUUUUACUGAUUAUAGAGAUUGUGUGCCACAGACAACAGGAGAUUGCACUGUGUGGUAAGAAGAGCUUAAUGUGACUAAAAGACAUAAAAAACAUAGUCUAAAGGGGGAAUAGUUCAUACUAUAGAGUAUGGUUGUUGAGAGACUGGAAAAUCUAGAGUAUGACAUUUUCAGUUCUCUGUAUUUGUUGCUUUUCAAGACUUCCUACAUCCUCCCAGAGAUGUAGUUCAUUAAUAGUGAUGGUGAGAUACUGUGCUGUUUAUGUCUGAUACUAACAUGUAUCUAACAAGCCACAGCUUGACAGUCAAGAUUAUGAAGCAGGCUUUGUCCUUGAAGUGUUACCAAAAUGUUAUCUAAAAUAUAAAGAUUAUUUUUGUAUUUUGGAAUGGGCUUGUACAAAUUGUAAAAUUGUGUUCUCAUCAUUUUAAAGGAGAGGUUAUUUGAAAUUAGAAAAAAAAACAACAACACUGGUUUUCAUCCCUGUUUACAUGGGACUCCCUUUCCUUAAAUACCUCUCUGGGUACUGGCAGGCAAGACUUUUCUUUCAGAAAAGUGUUGGUCAUUUUUGACUACAUACUGAGUCUCUGAAUAAUGCUAACCUGGACAACGUAUUACAGAGUAACACCAGCUUUUUUGCUUCACUGCAGGUCAAAUAUAAUUAAACAAAUAAUUGCAAUGACAUUCUGGGGAGUCCCAAAAUGGUGACUGAGAACCAAUGAUAAGAAUACAUUUGGCCAUAAAAUGAAAUUUAAAAAACAGAAUUAAAGUUUGUUGCUGGUGAGUUAGCCUCUGUAAAUUGUAACUAAUUCAGCUGUUGAUUUUAUUUAUGUUUUGUAACUAAUCAAAAUAAACGAUGUUCAACAUCAGAUUUCCCUUUUUUUCUUAUUUGCCAGUUAGAAUAGACCCCUCUGGG